Molecule: messenger RNA, 954 nt
Organism: Setaria italica (foxtail millet)
Lineage: Eukaryota; Viridiplantae; Streptophyta; Magnoliopsida; Poales; Poaceae
Exons: 3
Coding region: 265-588 (107 amino acids)
Biological process (GO): vacuolar proton-transporting V-type ATPase complex assembly
Cellular component (GO): endoplasmic reticulum membrane
Source: RefSeq, a predicted model, not a curated record
CUGGAAGCUUCCGAUCCAAUCGACGGCUCCCCUCCUCUGUCGGCUCGUCUUCUCGCGUCCGUCUCCGGCGUCGAACACUCGAACCCCCUCCGGCCACCGUGCAGAGUCUACUCCUUUGCAAGUGAGAAGCGCCGCCUGGAAGGGAUUCUUCCAGGAUUGGAGGAGCCGCCGCUGUCCUCACCCCUGCUGGGCCGGCGUCGAGCGGAGAUCCAGUCGGAAACUAAACUGACCUCGUCUUUUGCCGCGUUCCCAUCAGGAGAAGCAAUGUCAGGAGUGAUCACAAAGUUCGCGGUUGCAUCCAUGGUGAUGUGGAUGGCCCCGGUUGCGAUCGUGUAUGGGUUCUACUACCAGGUGUUUCCAGGUGUGAGUCAGAUGUCAUCCUCGGCGCAGACACUCGCCAGCGGGUUCCUUGCCGUCAUAUCAGUCAAUCUGGUGAUCGGCUUUUACAUAUGCAUGGCAAUGAAGGAGACUCCGCACCAGGAGCCGCAGCCAGAUCCCACCUUCUUGGCGAAUGCUAAAGCGAGUAUCAACCAGCCAACAUCUUCUCAAGUGAGUGAUGAUUCCAAGGGGAAGGGGAAGGUUGAGUAAGCUGUAGCAUGUUGGCUUGGGUCUUGUGUAUGUUAAGAGCAUGUUAUUCAGGAGGAAUAGUUGUGCUAUGCCACCACACAAUACCAUGGCCUUUAAAAUUUCACGAUUUCGCUGUAAAUCUUGACGGUUAUGGUUAUGGAACCAUUUGAAGAUGAACCUCUUGUAUCUGUUUACAAUGGAAACUGUGUCCAAUGUGUUAUUUUGGUUAGGAUUCUCAUCAAAACUACUGGUGGUUAUGUAUUAGUUCCUUUUUGGUGAUUUGGUUAGAUCCUAUUUAGUGUAUGCCUUGAACAUACAUAUGCUGCAAUGUGGUUCCAUUCUGGCUUGUGUUGAGAUACAAUCCAACAACAUAGUUAAUAGGUGAUA